Messenger RNA from Penicillium canariense, 243 nucleotides. Its product is annotated as NEDD8 family protein RUB1. Gene Ontology annotation, cellular component: nucleus; cytoplasm. Gene Ontology annotation, molecular function: ubiquitin protein ligase binding; protein tag activity. The transcript is spliced from 4 exons. NCBI's taxonomy places the organism in Eukaryota, Fungi, Ascomycota, Eurotiomycetes, Eurotiales, Aspergillaceae. Gene Ontology annotation, biological process: modification-dependent protein catabolic process; regulation of proteolysis; protein neddylation. Bases 1 to 243 code for a protein of 80 amino acids. The record is from RefSeq and is a predicted model, not a curated record.
AUGCUGAUCAAGGUCCGCACACUAACUGGCAAGGAGAUCGAGCUGGACAUCGAAGCCGACUACAAGGUCUCCCGGAUAAAGGAGCGUGUCGAGGAGAAGGAGGGCAUCCCUCCAGUGCAGCAGCGUCUUAUCUUCGGUGGCAAGCAAAUGGCGGACGACAAGACGGCCGCCGAAUACAACCUUGAGGGUGGUGCCACGCUCCACCUUGUGCUCGCUUUGCGUGGUGGAUGCGAUGCCAUGUAA